Messenger RNA from Plasmopara halstedii, 1317 nucleotides. Its product is annotated as Ricin B lectin domain. The coding region runs from base 1 to 1317 and encodes 438 amino acids. Lineage: Eukaryota; Oomycota; Peronosporomycetes; Peronosporales; Peronosporaceae. The transcript has a single exon. The record is from RefSeq and is a predicted model, not a curated record.
AUGAAGCUUCUCGUGCCCACGAUCUUCGCCACACUGGUGUUCGCUUUAAACGAGGGCGCUCACGCGCUUAACGUAAAAAUGCCCGGUAUCGUCUACACUUCGCGCAAUUCGAUGACACGAGUCAAUGACCCUGACUAUUGCAAACCUGUGGCUGAGGUAGAGCAGGACAUGUUAACUUUGGCAGGUAUCGCCGAAAAGGUUCGCAUCACUUCUCUCAUCGACUGUAACCAGUCUGAGAUUGUACUUCCAGCUGCCAAAAAGGCUAACUUAAAGGUUAUGCUCGGCAUCUGGACGUCUGACGGUAAUGAUAACGAACGAUUUGUUAAAGAGAAGGCUAAGUUGGGCAGUCUGAUAGAUAUGGGGCUUUACGACGACAACGUCGUCGGUCUUUGUGUGGGUAACGAGGCAGUGCAUCGUGGCGAAAUUCCUGUCACUACUGCCAUCUCUUAUCUUAACGAGAUUCGUGAAGUAAUUCGUGGUCGUGGCUACCAGACACCGCUCACAGUUGCUGACAGUUCCGACGUGCUCGAAAACAGUGCCGAGCUCAUGGAUGCAGUUGACUUCUUUGCUGUCAACAUCAUGCCGGAUACAACUGUUCACGAUGCUGAUAAUUAUAUGCUCAAUCAAAUUCGCACCUUACGUGGGUAUGCGUUGGCAAGGAACAAGACGAUUACCAUCACACAAACUGGCUGGAACUCACGCGUUAGUACUGGUGUUCAAUCUGAAAGCCAAAGCAAAUACUUUACCGAGUUGUACCAGAUCACUCGACUGAUCGAUAUCGAAUUUUACUGGUACACUGCUUUUGCUCCGAGAACUGGAAUGUCUCAUGGUUACAAUGAAGUAGAACUUUGGUAUGGCCUUUUCAAUCGAGAUGGUAAGAUGGAGAAUUCGUUCCAACAACUCAACAUUACGUUGUUGGAACCCUAUUACAUUCGUCAGACCAAGUCCAACUUGUUCUUGUCUGAAAGUGAUAGAGAAGUUUUCAUGUUUGACAAAACUGGCGGAUGGAAGAUCGAGGAUGAGCAGCUCUGGCUCAUUGAUACCACAAACAAUGCUAUUAAAAGUCUCAACAGUGCCAUGUGUCUUUCUGGCAUUUCUACAAGCCAAACCACCAGCCUCAUUGAAUCGAGAACAUGUUGGUAUCCAUCUUCUGUCCAGAUGUGGUCAUUUGACAACUCGACUGGCCUAUUACAGCAACUCGACGUAAAACAUUGUUUGCACGUUCAACCAAAUGAACCAUAUAGCUUGUCUCUAGUACCUUGUGUACCAGGCGACGACAACCAACAGUGGACUCUAGUACCCCGUGGGAGCGCUUAG